This is a messenger RNA of Postia placenta MAD-698-R-SB12, 1836 nucleotides long. RefSeq lists its product as hypothetical. The coding region runs from base 235 to 1713 and encodes 492 amino acids. The transcript has 6 exons. The record is from RefSeq and is a predicted model, not a curated record. Gene Ontology annotation, biological process: GPI anchor biosynthetic process. NCBI's taxonomy places the organism in Eukaryota, Fungi, Basidiomycota, Agaricomycetes, Polyporales, Adustoporiaceae. Gene Ontology annotation, molecular function: hydrolase activity. Gene Ontology annotation, cellular component: endoplasmic reticulum.
CGCUCUGUGAUUUCACGCACUCAUUGCGUAGGCGGAUCGUCCAUCUGCACGUCGACCACGUCAGCCUGGACAGUAUCAAUAUCGGCGAAAUAGACGCGUGAUGGGAGCACUGCCAUACCUGCGCUUAUUAUUGUGAAGUUGCUUCGGCAGUCUGCUCUUCGCAACCGGCGUUGUACCCAACCUCUGCUGAACCUGCGCUUGCUACUUUGCUACGCCGGCUUAUAGCAUUCCAACAUGGCUCUGAGCAGACCUAGGAGGCUUUUCAUGGGCCAACCCUAUGGUUUCAUCCAGCAUGUGGUACAGAUUAUGUGGGUUGGACUGAUCUCAUUCAACGAAAUGGGAGCUUUUCGAAACCGUGUUUCGAAGUGUGCAUGGCCGGACGCUAGCCUGGAACUCUCGUCCCCGGACGGUCUCCAAAUGCCUACCCACGUCCUGGUACUUGCAGACCCACAAAUUCUAGAUUCACAAUCCUACCCAGGGAGACUCCCGUUGCUCUUAUGGUUGACCCGGGUGUUGGUCGACGGCUACCUCCGCAAGAGCUGGAAUGCAGCAAUGAGACUAAAGCCGGACAUGGUGAUAUUUCUCGGCGACAUGAUGGAUGGCGGGCGGUACGCCCUGUCCGAUGAGCAGUACGAGGAGUACUAUCAGCGCUUCCGGCGAAUCUUCAGAACGGAUCCCGCGCAUUCGCUGCCCACAUACUAUAUACCAGGGAAUCAUGACGUUGGUCUAGGGCAAUCAUCAAGAUCCUCAGACCGUGCUGUGGCACGAUACACGUCCCACUUCGGACCGCUGAACCAGGUUGUCGAAGUAGGACAGCAUACUUUCAUACUCGUUGAUGCCCCUGGGCUAGUCGAGGAAGAAGUCCAGCGUGCUCGCAGUGGUCACCUGUAUGACGGAUGGGCUGAACGAAACCCCAGUGGGACUAUUGCCUUCGUUCACGACCUGGCUUCAAGACGAACAGGUCAAAACGUUCUCUUCACUCACAUACCUCUAGCACGUCCGGAAGGCGCAGCUUGCGGGCCAUUCCGUGAACAUGAUACUAUACGUGAGGGCUGGGGUAGCGGCUACCAGAACACGCUCUCUGCGCAGACUUCACAAUUCCUCCUGCAAAAUACACAACCCUUGCUCGCCAUGAGUGGAGAUGAUCACGAUUACUGCGAGUUCUGGCACACGUACGGCACACCAGACGACUUCACCGGCAGCCCUACAAAGUCUGUUAUGGAAGUGACCGUCAAGUCCUUCUCAAUGGUCAUGGGUGUCCGUAAUCCCGGCUUUCAGCUCCUCUCGCUCUCGCCUAUUCGAAGCACAGGGGAGACACUAGCCACAUCGCCUUGCCUGCUACCUGAUCAGCUCGGGACCUACUUGUCUAUAUACCUCCCGGCGCUACUCCUGAGCGUGCUCGUCCUCAUGGUCUCGAACGUCCACCGUGUGCGCACAAACAACCGCUGGACAGAACAUGUGCCUAUUCCUGAGUGCAUGCAGUGGAUGCGCUUCGAGCGUACUAUAGUGAUCCGCGGGCGGGCACUGCGAGUCGUGUUCCCUUUCCAAAGUGCUAAGAUUCCGCGAGCGGACGACAGUCUGACCGACAUCAAAAGCGAUUGGAAAGACGGGCAUCCUUAUCCUGGUGUGUGGCGGGGCUUCCUCGGAGACGUGGUGGGAGUAGCCUGGUGGCCAGUGUUGACGUUCGCGGGCAUCGUCUGGUGGGCGACUUAGCUUUAAUAUUGUUGUGUUGUUGCGCUUUCAUGUCUGUACAACUUCAGGGGCUGUACAUCUUACUUUAAACUUAUGUGCUCAUUUGCAGCUCAGUGACUAGACACUCGAACACGAUGUAGGCCG